GUAGUGGAGCCAUAGAGUUUGCAGACUUCGAGAAGUACGUGAUCGACAACAACCUACACAAAUCUACUGAAGAGGAGUAUGGCUCGGAGAUGAGAGAUGCUUUCGAGAUGUUUGACAAGGAUCACAACGGAUACAUUGGCGUGCAGGAGUUCAAGACUUUCAUGGCCACCAUGGAUAACAAACUGUCUGAUGAGCAGAUCAAGGAAAUUAUGAAUGAGGCUGAUACCAAUCGCGAUGGGAAAAUUGAUUUUCGAG
Messenger RNA from Candidula unifasciata, 255 nucleotides. Lineage: Eukaryota; Metazoa; Mollusca; Gastropoda; Stylommatophora; Geomitridae. The record is from the annotation of a GenBank genome assembly.